CCGUCAUCCAAAUCGCGUAUUUGAUUCAUCUGCAUCUCAACACGGCCCAAACUGGUCGCCGACGUCGCUUUACCAGGGUCCCAUACUAGGGGCACGACCCUUCUACAUUCGAGGUAGAUUUUGGGUGUUUUUAAGCCGUACUGUGCAGUUGCCACUGCAGUGUGCGCGCGGCAGCCCGACGUCCGCGCACCUCGGCCGGCGCCUUGCUGCUGACACCCGCAAUUCGCCGUCAUUUUGACAUCCGCAACAACCUUCAAUAGCAACCCUUUGCCGGUGGAUUCCGAACAAGAGUCAUGCGGUCGAAUUGACGCGUCAUAGCCGAUACUUAACAUACCUGAGGCUUCCUUGCACACACAAUGUCGAGGUACCCGGGCGGCCGUUUUGACGGCGACCGUCGGUCGCGUUCACCUCGUGACCGGUCGCCAUAUGGGGACAGAGUGGACCGUGGGCCACAGUAUCCCGAUGCCGACCGCCGGCGCCCACCUCCGGAUUCCCGGGGCAACCCACCGGGCUUCCCUCCUAGCCGGGACAGUUUUCGCGAUUCCCUAUCGGGAAUCCAACCCCCUCGUGGGCCUAAAGCGCUCCUUGAUCCUCCCAGCGGUCCCCGCGGCGGCGGAUUUGCUGGGGACUUUCGUGGGAGGGGACGAGGCGGAGGUCGUGGCCGGCAGUGGCGCGAUGACAGCCGCGAUGGAGGGCGUGACCGUGAAGACUACCGAGAUCGACCGCAUUUUAGGGACGAGCGAAGCCGCGAACGAGAACGAGUACACGAUCGGGAGCGAGAGCGGGAUUGGCCGCGCGACCAACGUGACCGAGUCGACUUUCCUCGGGCGCGUAGGCCUUCCCCUCCUCCCCUACGAGCACGAUCCCCGCUCCCCAGCAGAGAUUUCAGGGACGUGAGGGACCCGCCCUUGGGGGUAGACGCGGAGCGCGCGCGACGGGGUUCAAGGGAUGGGCCGCUUUCGGCUGGCUCCUCCAACUCGGACCCCAUGUUUGCCCCGUCUCCCUUCCGUGGCAGCUUCCGCGGCGCGGGGAGAGGGGUUGGCCGAGGCCGGGGGGAUUGGGACCAGAGAGGCGGUAGAGACAGGGGCAACUUUUACGAUGACCGAGACCGAUACCCACGAAGUCGGUCGCAGGAAAGCCGAUGGGGACGGGAACCGGAUGAUCGGGAUCGCAGGGACAGCCGCUACCCGGACAUGGCCAGGGACCUUCGCGAUGACCGCGAAAUAAGAGAGAGGGAAAACAGGGAGCGCGAGCUCAUCCGCCCGAAGCCGGACCGGGUUUCACACGAACCACCAUCUGCAAAGGAUGUCUCACCCCCGCCCCUCGCCCCCUCCGCGCCCGCAUUUGGUUCCGUCCCGAGUCGCCAGUCUACAUCGACUGAUAUCCAGUCGCUAACGGGGAAGCCCCCGCCGACGGGCCCGAGAGCGCUGACCGAGGAAAGGCCGGUUUCCGCCGGCCAUGGGGUGGGGAAUGAAAGGCCACCACCCACCGGCCCGUCCAAGCCGGCGUUAUCGGACGGCGGCCCUCCCAUACCUCUGGGCCCCCGCGCGCAACAAAAACAGCAGCGCUCUAGUAAGCAGUGGAUUAAUCCGUCACUGACUGCGAAGAAGGCACAGGUAGAGUCUCCGAAGACCGCCAGAUCACAAAAUUUCCCCUCGCAGCCCGCUAGGCCUAGCAGCUACUCGGCCCACACAGACUAUCGGGACUUUGACAAACGCCCACGGAGCCCUGGGGCUCGGUCAGAUUCCCAUGCUCUAGCUGCUGAGCGAUAUGGCCCGCAUGUCGCAACCGGGGCGAACGAGAUCAUGAUCAAAUCGGAGCGAGGUUCGCAAUCUGCCAGGACGUCGGUCGAUCGCGAAACUAGAACAGCGCCCAACAGUGCCGACUUGAAAAUGGGAGGGAUGGAUACGGAACAGCCACCCCGUGAGCAGGAGGCCCGAGCGAGCGAGCAAACGACAACCCCCAUUGUACCGAAACCUGGCGACAUUCAGGCCCACGAGCCGAAGGAGCAAGCCCCGUCCUCCGAAUCCGCGAAGAAGCCCACUAUCCUCGCCGCCCCGUCCUGUCGAGUCCAGUUGCCACCGAGGGAAACAUCGCCCCUUGCGUCCGACGAAUCUUCCGAGUCGGAUGACGACGAAGAUAUGGAUGUCUACUUUGAGGGGGAAAUAUCCAAAACAGAGGCGGAACUCAAGAAGCUCAAGGACGCCGUGGACAAGGUUCCGGUCGACAUCGUUAAGCGAUAUGCGACCGCAGUCCACGAAGCCAUGCUCGUUGUGCUUAACGAGCGCAUAGGGUUGGCAGACGUGGUUGGGCCCAUCCCCGACAGCUUCACGUUUCCUCGACCGAAGCCUGGGACAGAGGUGGCUGACAAGGAGAUGCCCGAUACCGAGCCGCAAGAGCAGGGAGAUCAAAGAAAUGUAGUCGCACCGCGCGAGCCUUCGGCUAUCCCGACCGUGGAAGCUGACGACAGCGCGGUUCACCCGCCGGAGCCUCAGCCAAAGGUCGAGGAAACGGAUACAGGAGGCUUGGGGCUCCCUCCAGCACCAGCUCUUUCGGAGAUGAAACCGUUGAGUGAAGAUGUCGACAUGCAGCAUGUUGCAGCGCCGCAACCCAUCACAGCUCCGGUCUUGAUAAACGCCCCGCCGGCCGCCGCGGACGGUCCGGCAUUCUUCCCCCAUCCGUUUGGUCGGCCGGAGACUGAGCGGAGCAGUGUAUCACUAGAUGAGGGGAGCGAGGAUAGGACCGAGGACGAUGCGAGCAUCUAUGGGAGUAUCGAAGUCGUCCGGGAGUUUUCUGCCACGCCACCUACCGAAGAUCUCCCGAUCUACAACAUCAAGCCGUGGUUUCAGAGCCGGCGCGUCCGAAAAUUGGGCGAUGAACCCACUGAGUUUGGCGAGUUCUUGUAUCAACACCUCAAAGGACAGACCGUGACUGCGCAUCUCGCGCAGAGCGAGGAACGAAACUCGUAUGCGAUGAAAUACGAUUCGUAUUUACGAUUCACGCUGUCGGACGACCCGGCCGCUGUCAAGAGCCGCGACUACUUUAGUAGCUCUGGAGUGCAGCCGGGGACCACCGGUAAAGCGGCAAGCUCAGACUCCAAACCUGAAGGGGGUAGAAGAGGAGCAGGCCGUUUCUCAACCGAGCUGGACCUCGAGGCCGCGAUCAAGGAGUCUAUUCGUGAGCACCAGGAAAGGAAGGAGAGGGAGGAGAGGGCGCAGAAGGAGAAAUACCGCACCGAGAAGGAGGCCGUCAUCCCCGAAAUGUUCUGGACGGACGAGGAAAAAGAGAGGGCGUCGUUCUACGACACAGCAGGACUACAGCCCCUGGAGAAGCUCGUUGCUACCUGGCAGGUCGUGCCUGGCCACGUCAACUUCACCCAGGAAGAGGCGGACAGGUUCGAAAAGGCGUACCUUGAAACCCCCAAGCAAUGGGGCAGGAUCUCCAAGGAAGUGGGGAAUCGCGAUCCCGGCACCUGCAUUCUGUAUUACUAUGCCAAGAAGCGCGACCUGAACCUGAAGGACAAGCUUAAGAAGCAACCUAGACGGCGCAAGAAGGGCCGAGGGAAACAACGCUCCAGCGCGCUGGUGUCCGAGCUCGGCAACACGGAAAACGAGACGGAGGACGCGGCGGGCCAGGAGACGGGUGAAAAUGGCGAACGCCGGCGUCCGCCUCGUCGUGCUGCUGCGCCAGUCUGGGGCAACGACGCGACCCCGAAUGCAGACUCCGACGGCGCUACUCCGGCGCCUACCCCCGGGCGCCGUAGGGCCGGCACCACGGCUGACGGUAAGAACGACGGCAGUGCGGAGAAGGCGGAGGGCAAGAGGGGCGGCGGGCGCAAGCCACGCCAACCAAAGGUGGACAAGGAACCGAAGGGACCGAAACAACUGGCACAAGCCCCCGGAGGUGCACCUCUCGCAGUCCCUGGCAAGACGGGCAGGUCGCGGGCCAACUCCAAGGCACAGGGCCCCGAGUGGAUGUCGCCGCAAACCCCCGUUGAUCUAGCGGCCCGGAUACCCCUCCCGUUCGAUGUACCCCACACAGGAAUGCAGCCGCCUCUGGUCCCGGUCCAGCAGGGACCAUUGGCGAGCCCCGAUCGAGCAGUGCCUCCGAUACCGUCUACCAUCUCUGAAGUCAUGGCCCCGCCGUCCCUCCGUCCCGAACCGCCCCCGCCGCCCGCUUCCGUCCCCACUUUUGAGAUCUCUCAGCCAGCCGGGCCAGAGCGCAUCCGUACCCCCCAGCAAGCGUCCAGUUACUGGAGCGUAUCGGAGACAACCGACUUUCCUGGCUUACUCCGCUCGUUCGGCACGGAUUGGGUCAAAAUCGCCAAUCACAUGCAGACCAAAACUGCAACCAUGGUCAAAAACUACUACGUCCGACAGACAAAAGAAGGAGGCAAGCCUGAGUGGGAGCAGCUGGCCAUGGAGGCCGACGCCAAGGGCCAGAGAGGCGAAAAGCGGCCCGCGCCGCCGACGCCGACACAAGGACCACGGAAACGAUACGAUGUGUCGUCUACCGGACACCGGCCCCUGGCUGCCGCCGAGCCAGAGGACGCCAUGCUAACAAAGGUUGAAUCGCAACAAAACCAGCCGUUCUCGCGCUUCCAGGUCCCAAUCGCGCAGGCCGCCCCGGUUUCGCAUCCGCUUGUUCAGCCAACACCGGUUGCAAUGACCACGCCCCUAACCACUACUGCAGCAGCACCGCAAGCGCCGACGAGUGGUCCGGCCGUCACCCAGACCAUGUCGCCGCACAUUCAUCCUCUCCGGCCCCCGGGUCCCGCCUACCCGUACCCGGAGAGGGAAACGGAGGCUCCGGCACAGACCCAACAACCGGUCCGCAUCUCUCAAAAGCCAGUUCCGUCGACGAGCGCCACCACUAUGCCAUCAAGUUCCGAACCGCCGCGCCCAGCCCAAUGGGCAACAGAUCCUGGCCAACCAUUUUCAUUGCUGUCAAAGGAGGCUCGCGGAGCACGCGACGCCCGGGAGCGGCAGAGGUUGGAACUCGUUCAGCGAGAGUCCCCUCGGCCGGUAGAGAGGGCGCCUCUGCGGAUGAAACAAGAGCCAGAACCUGCGCUCCAUCACCCCGAAGCAUACCCGCAAUUCCAACCCCCACCGCGCGGUAUGUCUUCGCGGAUGGAAACAACCCCCCUCGGGAGGCAGCCAGAGCCAGCUCGGACCGCCGCGCCCGUUCCGCAGUCUUAUGCUCAGCCCAGUCAUUCACAACCCAUGCGCAGCAUGCAUAAUGAACCUGUGCAAGCGCCCCAGAUGCCUCCUGCGAACGAGAGACCUAUGCAAAACAUGCCGCGACAGCCGCCGGUUUCGAUGCAGGAGCAGUACAGCGCGGCGCCCGUAUCCGCGCCCACUGCUCCCCCACCCCCACCUCAGCAGCAACCUGCCCCAGCCCCGGCUCGCGCUCCUGAGCGCAAAGUUAACAUCAUGUCGUUGCUCAACGAUGACGAUCCCCCUCCGCCGAAGAGAGUCAGCGAAGUGUCCUCUGUUAAGCGCAGCUCGACGCCACAGCCGCUGGUCCGUCAACCAACCUCCGCGCCGCUACCACCACGCAGGGAAGUUGAGACGGGAUACCCGUAUGCCCGCGGCCCUGCCCAAGCGCCACAAUCAGCAAUCCCGCCUCUCAAGCCGUACCAAACGCAGUCGCCGCAGCCGCAGCACAUGCGGGUGCCCAGUACCGGGAUCACGAGCAUGGACCCGGCUGCAGAGGCACAACGUGACUACUACGCGCGACAUUCGUACCCAGCCCAGCAACACGCAGUGAGCGCGGCGAAUUCACCACAGUCGCAACAAACGCAAUACGGGCAACACGGGCAACACAUUCAACAACAUCCACAACAACAUCCCCAGCAGGCCCAGGUGGGUUAUCAAGGGCAGCAACCGUAUCAGCCUUACCAGGUUAGUCAACCGCAUGCUGCGUCCCCUACACCGCAGUACGCUCCACAUCCGUCCAUGUCGGGCAGGCGAGAGGCGCCGCCGUCUGGGCGUGAGCCGUGGCCGCCGCAGCAACAGCCAAUGCAUCAGCAUCAGCAUCAGCAACACAUUCAGCAGCAGCAGCAGCAGCAGCAACAGCAGCACCAUCCACACCACCAACAACACCCAUCUCAGUCAGGCUGGCCGUCUCACCAAGCACCUCCGAAAACCUCGCAACCUGUGCCAGCGCCAUCAGCUUGGGGUGCUCAAAAUGGCGGCAUCCAAACGAAACCAUCUGUCAGCAGCCCACUCCCUCAGCAACAACACCAUAACACCUGGCCAACCUCGGGCCCAAGCCAGCAACAGCCCCACCCUUUCAGCCUACGCGAGUCCCGCGGGCCCUCCGUCUACGAAUCGCAAAGCCCCACGGUAGGUAUGCCCACGCACCCACACCACCAGCACCACAACUCUCUCGGCGGCGGGCGUUACGGCCCCGGCCCGCCUCAAGACGUUGUCCGGCGGGGCGAGCAACAACCCCCCGCCCCACAACAAGCCGGUGGCAGCCAGCCGCCCUACGCACGAUACACCAACACCCCUGGUCCGCAACAGCAGCAGCAGCAGCAGCAAGGGCGUGACCCAACGAGGACCUACACCCCCGUCACGGGCGGUUUCGAUCCUCGCGGGCCCCCGCCCCAGGCCGCCCAGCAGCAGCAGGCCGCGUCCCAACAGCAAGCCCAGCACGCGAGCCAGGCCGCCGCGGCUCAACAGCACCACCAGCAACAACAACAAUAUGUUGCGCAGCAGCACCAGGAGGCGGCGAUGCGCGAACAGCAGCAGCAGCAGCAGAUGAGGGAGGCACAGAUCAGGGAGAUGCAACUGCGUGCCGGUGCGGUCGUUGGCCGCGAUCCCGCUGACCAGGGCGGCCCUGUCGGUGCUGGUGGUGGCAGUGGUGGUGCUGCCGGGCUCUUGGCGAGACAGCUCCGUCCUGGACCGGAGGGCGGGCCGCCGCCGGGGCCGGGGCCGGGGCCGGGGCAGGGGGGGAUGUAUGACCGUGGGGGUGGGGAGGGGAGGCGGUUUUAG
Chaetomium fimeti is the source of this 6998-nucleotide messenger RNA. RefSeq lists its product as uncharacterized. Gene Ontology annotation, biological process: regulation of transcription by RNA polymerase II. Gene Ontology annotation, cellular component: Set3 complex; chromatin. The record is from RefSeq and is a predicted model, not a curated record. NCBI's taxonomy places the organism in Eukaryota, Fungi, Ascomycota, Sordariomycetes, Sordariales, Chaetomiaceae. Bases 357 to 6998 code for a protein of 2213 amino acids. The transcript has 3 exons.